Triplophysa dalaica is the source of this 2129-nucleotide messenger RNA. It is a transcript of the gene irf2bp2a, whose product is annotated as interferon regulatory factor 2 binding protein 2a. Gene Ontology annotation, cellular component: nucleus. The transcript has 2 exons. NCBI's taxonomy places the organism in Eukaryota, Metazoa, Chordata, Actinopteri, Cypriniformes, Nemacheilidae. Gene Ontology annotation, molecular function: transcription corepressor activity. Gene Ontology annotation, biological process: regulation of transcription by RNA polymerase II. The coding region runs from base 178 to 1677 and encodes 499 amino acids. The record is from RefSeq and is a predicted model, not a curated record.
AGAUAGAGCGCGCGUCGUAGUAAAGCGCACGCCACUAUGAAGUCCCGUUUGUAGCUUAAUUGUUUUAUACUUCAGCGAAGGCAAAAGGAGGCUAUAUCGGUUUUUUACGGCAUCCGCGGACAUUUGCAAGAGGAUUCUGCUUUAUUCCGGGAGGGGGGAUUUUAACCUAAAUCAGAGAUGUCGUCCGCGGCGGUUUCUGCCUCGCGCAGGCAGUCGUGUUAUUUAUGCGACCUGCCGCGCAUGCCGUGGGCUAUGAUCUGGGAUUUUACCGAGCCCGUGUGCAGAGGAUGCGUGAACUACGAAGGGGCCGACAGGAUCGAGUUCGUCAUCGAAACGGCGCGCCAGCUCAAACGGGCGCACGGCUUUCAGGACGGCAGACCGGCGGGACCCGGGAAACAGCUGUCGGGGAAAGACAUUCAGUCCUUGAACCAUGCGCCGGGCGACCCGGGCUCGCGCCCGCCGCAGCCGCUCGACCGCUACCCGCUGUCCUCCGAGCGCCCGCCCAGGCUCGGACCCGAGUAUCAGUCCGCGCGGCAGGCGAACGGCAUCCCGGUGCCGAACGGAUUCUCGAAACCGGACGACCCGCCGGAGCUGAACCGCCAGAGCCCGAACCCGCGCAGGACUAGCGCCGUUCCGCCCAACCUCGUGCCUUUGGUGAACGGCGGCAUGAUGAACGGCAGACCGCACAUCUCGGGUCACGCGCCCGCGGAGCUCGGCGGGAGUAAGCGACCGUCCUCCGUCUCCAGCACGGAGCACGACAAGGACAGACACAGACCGGACAGCCUGACGCCGGAGAUCGGAGACGGACACAAGGCUCGGGACGACUGGCUGAACAAGAACAAGACGGUUCGGGACAUGAUGACGCUGUACCCGCACGACGGCGGCCGGUUCAAGAAAGAGCACAUGCAGCAGCAGAGGGUCAUGUACGAGACCAGCGCCCCUCCAUCUAAAUCCGAUAGAGGCAAACAUCCCAAGAAUCUCAAGAGGAAAGCCUCGCCCGAGCCGGACGGGGAGGGCACCGCCGCCAAGAUGAACGGGGACGGACAGCAGUGGCUUCCGGCGCCCGGAGACGGCUUAAAAAUGCCACCUGUUCCUCCGCCCAGCUUCGCUGCCCCCCCUUCCACGAUUUCCCCGCACCCUCGCACCACCCCACCGGAGGCCGCGGGCGGCACAGCUCAGAACGGACAAUCUCCCAUGGCCGCUCUCAUUAUGGCGGCGGAUAACGCCGGUGGCAACAGCUCGCCCAAGGACGCAAACCAAGUGCACUCGACGACGCGCAGGAACAGCAGCAGCCCGCUGUCCCCCAACCAGCGGCGACUGGCGCAGAGGGAAGGCUCGGGCGCCGGGACGCCCCACGUGCCCGGGAUGGACGGGGUACAUCCUCAGAGCAUUCCGGACUCAUCGGUGCCCAGCAGCAUUCCACUGUGCUGCACGUUGUGCCACGAGAGACUGGAGGACACCCACUUCGUCCAGUGCCCCUCGGUGCCCUCGCACAAGUUUUGCUUCCCAUGCUCCCGGGAGAGCAUCAAACAGCAGGGCGCUUCAGGUGAAGUGUACUGUCCGAGCGGCGAGAAAUGCCCAUUGGUGGGCUCCAAUGUACCGUGGGCGUUCAUGCAAGGCGAAAUCGCCACGAUACUGGCAGGGGACGUCAAAGUAAAAAAGGAGAGGGACCCUUGAUUACGUCACGCCGUAUUUUUUCUUCUUUUUUUCCUUUUUUUUUUUGAAAUACUCAACAACAAAAAAUAUUGAUCUAUAUAAAUAUAUAAAUCUGAAUAUCACACGUGUACCAUCCGAGCAGCAACUAACGGACUUGUACAUAAUGAACAUAAGGGACGUGAAUACUUGGUAAACAUUGCUGUACAUUUUUUUGAUUUUCUUUUUGAAUACAUUGUGUUUCUAUAUUUUUGAAGAUAAAAGGUAUGUACGCAUUAUAACGGACUACGUUAUUCUUUGUCAAUGUUUAACGACUCUUCUCGAUGUAUUUUUAGUUAUGGUGGCAGUUCCUGUUAAACGUAGGAUGUGACUAAUGCAACUCUACGAGCACUUGGCAAACGUUGAAAAAUGCUUCUAGCUGUACUUGUAUGCACUUGUUUAAAAAUUGCCAAAUACAUUUUCUGAUCUUGUAUUAA